Molecule: messenger RNA, 966 nt
Organism: Carya illinoinensis
Lineage: Eukaryota; Viridiplantae; Streptophyta; Magnoliopsida; Fagales; Juglandaceae
Product: salicylic acid-binding protein 2-like
Exons: 3
Coding region: 56-853 (265 amino acids)
Biological process (GO): jasmonic acid metabolic process; salicylic acid metabolic process
Molecular function (GO): methyl indole-3-acetate esterase activity; methyl jasmonate esterase activity; methyl salicylate esterase activity
Source: RefSeq, a predicted model, not a curated record
UAACCAAGAACGAAAAUCAAAGAUCACACAGAAAGAAAAAGGGAAAGAGAAAAAGAUGGCAGCUUUGCCUCUGAAGGAGCAAACUCAUUUUGUUCUGGUGCAUGGCGCAUGCCAUGGUGCUUGGUCCUGGUACAAGCUCAAACUACGGCUCGAGUCCGCCGGCCAAAGGGUCACGGCCCUUGAUCUUGCUGCUUCAGGUAUCAAAACGAAGGCAAUCGAAGAUGUUGGCAGCUUUCACGAGUACACUGAGCCAUUGUUGGAGCUUUUGGUCAAACUUCCUCCAGACCAAAAGGUUGUAAUCGUGGGGCACAGCCUUGGAGGCUUGAAUUUAGCCCUUGCAAUGGAAAAGUACCCUGAGAAAGUUGUUGCAGGGGUUUUCCUGACGGCUUUUAUGCCAGAUAUCACGCACAAGCCGUCAUAUGUUGUGGAACAGUAUAGUGCGAGAACACCAGCAUCUGAAUGGUUGGACACUCAGUUCGCCCCGUUUGGAAGCGUCAACGCUCCUUUAACGUCAAUGUUCUUCGGCCACAAGUUCUUGUCCUCCAAGCUCUAUCAACUAUGCCCAAUUGAGGAUCUUGAACUCGCCAAGGCUUUAAUAAGGCCCAGUUCACUGUUUAUUGAGGACCUGUCCAAGGCAAAGAAUUUCUCAAAGCAGGGAUUUGAGUCGGUUCCCCGAGUAUAUGUUGUGUGUGAUGAGGAUCUAGCAAUACCCGGUGAAUUUCAGCGAUGGAUGAUUGAAAACGGUGGGGUAAAAGACGUGAUGGAGAUUGAGGGUGCUGAUCACAUGCCAAUGCUUUCAAAGCCGAACGAACUCUGUGAUUGUCUCCUGCAUAUAGCAUCUAAAUACACUUAAAAUAUGUGUGGCGUGGGAUACUAAAUAACGUUCAUCUUAUCAAUAAUUCCUUGAGGAGUUGUCAUCUAUCAUACUACUUUUAAUAGUAAUCUAUCAGUAUUAAUUGCUUGCCA